Messenger RNA from Plutella xylostella (diamondback moth), 1801 nucleotides. RefSeq lists its product as uncharacterized. Gene Ontology annotation, biological process: RNA processing. Gene Ontology annotation, cellular component: spliceosomal complex. NCBI's taxonomy places the organism in Eukaryota, Metazoa, Arthropoda, Insecta, Lepidoptera, Plutellidae. The record is from RefSeq and is a predicted model, not a curated record.
CUAUAUGUCAAAUUUAUGACAUGAAGCCGAGCGAGAGUCGAGUUAUUGUUAAAAUUUCAUGAAUUAGACUAUUUUUACAGUAAAUUUAGAUAUUAAAGCAUUAUAAUACCAAGUGUAGUAGUUAGCAAGCGCUAUCAAAAUGGGUCGCCGAUCAAUAAAUACCACGAAAAGUGGAAAAUACAUGAAUCCAACAGAUCAAGCAAGAAAGGAGGCAAGAAAGAAAGAACUCAAAAAGAACAAACGACAAAGGCAAAUGGUUAGAGCAGCUGUAUUGAAAAUGAAAGAUCCUAACCAAAUAUUAGAAGAACUGCAGAAAAUAGACGAAAUGGAGUUUAAUGUAUUGCAACCAUCACCCCUCAAUGAAAAGGUGUUGAAGGAAAAGAGAAAGAAACUGAAAGAGACAUUUGAUAGAGUCCUCAAGAUGUAUGACAAAGACGAGCCGGAGAAGUGGGUGGACCUGAAGCGUCAAGAGAUGGAGUACGAGAAGCGGCGGGCACAUCUAAUGUCCUACUACGAGUCGGUGAAGCAUGCACAGUCUGUGCAAGUGGAUGAUAUUCCACUGCCUGCUAUACAGAUCCCAGAGAAUCUGAUCUACGCCAACAUGCCGUCGCACGCGAUCCCGCUGCCGACCGACCCCGAGGCGCCCGUCAAACCCAUACUGAAGAAAGACUCUGCUUACAAAGAGCGUCCCGCGGGCGUGGAGCCCCCCGGCGUGCCGCCCGGGCCGCCGCCCGACCUGGUGGACGUGCUGUGUGCUCAUGCCAAGAUCUCCAUACACCUGCCCGUCAAGAAGACCAUCCGGUUUACUGCCCCUGACGAGGUCGUCGUGCCGCAAACUGAAGCUAGUGCCCAAGCCAUCCCCGAGCCCCCAGAGAACCUCGACGGCGAGGCGAUGGACCACGACGGCGCUGGCGAUACCCCCGCCGCGCCCGCGCCCAAGCCCACCUCGCUGCAGCAACGGAUGCUCGCGCUCAGUGGACAGAACAUUGACGACUUCAUGAAGGAAAUGGAAGAGGUUCAUAAGAAGCGGGAGCGGGACCGCGCGGCUGAUCUUAAUGCCAGACUAACAGCACUAAAGCGCCGCGGCCGCCGCGACAGUGACUCGGAGAGCUCGGGCGGCGAGGCGGAGCCGGAGCCCGUGCCCCCCGGCACGUGCGCCCCCGGCACCGUGCCCCCAGUCGCCGUGCCCCCAGUGAACGUGCCCCCGCCGCUCGCCGCCGGCCUGCCGCCCGCGCACCCCGUGCCGCCGACCAUGCAUAUCAUGCUGCCGGCUGGUAUGCGCCCCCCGCCGCUGCGCGCCAUGCCGCCGCCGCUGCUGGUGGGGGCGCGCGCGCUGCGCCCGCCCGGCCCGCCGCCGCGCCCGCCCGGACCGCCGCCCAGGCCACCAGGUCCGCCGCCGGGCGCGCCGCGGCUGCUGCGGCCGCCGCCGCCGCCCAAGCACCUGCCGCCCUCCGUGCUGACCGCCGCGCCCAUACUGCUGCCCAAGAAGGAUGGACCACAAGGAGCAACGAUAAGCGCGAAGCCUCAAAUCAGGAAUCUCUCAGCGGACGUGACCAGAUUUGUCCCCUCAGCGUUGCGAGUCAAGAGAGAAGACAACAAGAAGAUCAAGUCUACAGUCAAACAUGGGCCUCUGCACCGACCAGAAAUGCCCAAACAAGCACCCACGAAAGACGAUGCGUAUAUGCAGUUCAUGAGAGAAAUGGAAGGCCUUUUAUAGACACAAUGCAUUUAGAGUUAAGUCUAGUGCUGUCUUGUUAGUUGUAAAUCAUAGCUCUAUGAAUAAAGUUAAGUAUUGUGAAUA